Messenger RNA from Eruca vesicaria subsp. sativa (arugula), 1433 nucleotides. The record is from the annotation of a GenBank genome assembly. Lineage: Eukaryota; Viridiplantae; Streptophyta; Magnoliopsida; Brassicales; Brassicaceae.
UUCAAAAUUAAAAUUUCAUUUGUCACCAUGCUAUAUCUACAGCACCUUCUUUCUGCUUUUUUCUUACCCCAUUUGAAUCUCAAAAUUCAAAAAGACGGAAAGGCUUUUAAGCCCAAUAGUAAAUGGGCUGCAACGGCUAAUCCAAGCACUUUAGCCACGUGUUAAUAAAUGAGUGGUGCAAAAUCAAAUACUUGUUGCUUUGGCGGAUUUUGCCUGUUAUAUGCUCUGCACUGAUGCAGCUGAGCAGACGUGUCAGCUCUCUUCCCUCUCUCUCUGUUUCAAGGUUUAAAGAUGAUGAAGAGCAAAGGAUCCAUGGACGUCGUCACUCAUCUUCCUCCACAGUUGCCAUCUCUCUCUGACCUUGAAGCUCGAAUGGAACUCCUGCGUGUGUCUGCUCUUGAAGAAAGUCAAGGAGGUGAUGAUACGUUUGCUCAACGUGCUGAAUGGUUUUACCAGAGAAGACCUCUCCUUCUCUCACUUUGUCUUGACCUUUACAACGGCUACAUCACUCUCUUGGGCCGUUCUCAUCAAACCAGACAGAACCAGCAGCUUAAACCCACAGCUUUUCCUCCUAUUCAUCUCCUCCACGAUGAAGAAGACUGCGUAACAGAGGUUGAUUCCGGUAGCGAGAUCAGUUCCGAGAGCAUAAUAUCCUUUCAACAGAUGGAAGACCCUGCUGUGGCCUCAGAGGAAGUCGAUGAGCUCGUGUCACAGCUUGUGACUGCAAACUUGGACAAAGAGAUUCUGCAACACGAGUUACUCAACAAGGAGGAGCAGUUUCAUGAAGCCUCCAAGACCAUAGAGCUGUUGAAGAAGUUCGUCAUGUUGCUAGAGAUGGAGAAGGAAGUGGCUAUGGAGGAAAACGCUAAUCUCGGUUACAAAGUCACGUCUCUGUUGGAGGAGAACAGAGAGCUAGCCACAGAGGCGUUGUUCAUGAAGAACGAAGCUGUUGGGCUAGCUAGGUGUGUGCUUAAGAUGAGAGAUGACCAUUUCCACAAGGUAUGCAUCCUCCAGAACCGCAUCUAUUCGCUUCAGGCAUCGCAGAACUCAGAGCCUGUCUAUGAUAAGGUCUCAGCGGGAUGCUUUGGCCUGGAUAAGUACAAGACCAAGAAGAAGAAGGAGAACAAAACCGAAGAGAAGAACGGAUUCAAGUGGUUGAAGAAGCUGAACAACAUUAACCUCUUCACAAAGUCCAGCCUUAACUCAUCAGCUGCUCCAUCAUCCUGCACUCUCAACUUUCCUAAUUAAUCUAUCCUUUGUUGUAUUAGUAAACUAUGAACAAUGCAUACGUACGUGACUGUGUAUGUUCUACCGCCUUGUUACGGUUUAAUGCUUUUCAGUGCAUCGUCCUGAUGCACACAGUUUGUUCGACCUUGCAAACUAUAUGUGACUCUUCAAUCCAUAAAUGUAAGGUUUACAUGACUUAACUAAUC